CCAGCUCCACCCCCGGCGACGCUGCCGCAGCCCGCAGUGGGGUGGGGCGCCGCGCAGGCUCCUCCUGGGGGCGGUGGCUUCGCAGUGCUGGGCUCGCAGCGGCCCGGCAUGUCGGCGCUGGAGUGGUACGCGCAUAAGCCCCUGGGCGGCGGCAUCUACUGGAUCCAGGAGCGGUUCUACGAGUCCGGCAACCGAGCCAACAUCUGGCUGGUGCGGGGGUCGCCGCGCGACGUAGUGAUCGACACCCGAAGUCUUUUUACUGCAGAUGAAUGGACUAUGGAUAUAAAGAAGUUUGGAGAAGAUGUGGUGAUGCAUUCUUCCAUCAUACAUGUUGAUUUUUUUCUUAAAAUGAAUAAUAAAUACAUAUUUUUCCUUAAUAUAUUUAAAUCUGUAGGGGACGUGAUCAACCUUGGUGACCGACAGCUGACUGUAAUGCAUAUGCCUGGUCAUUCAAGAGGAAGUAUUUGCUUACAUGACAGAGAUCAGAAGAUAUUGUUCAGCGGAGAUGUUGUUUAUGAUGGAUCGAUGAUUGAUUGGCUUCCCUACAGUAAGAUAAGUGACUAUGUCACAACUUGUGAGCGUCUUAUAGAAUUAGUGGACAGAGGUCUUGUGGAGAAAGUGCUCCCAGGGCAUUUUAACACCUUUGGAGCUGAAAGGCUGUAUCGUUUAGCUUCCAACUACAUUUCAAAUGCUGGAGUUUGUCACAAAGUUUCCACCUGUGCCAUGAGGUCCAUUGCAAGUUUAGCUCUUCGUGUGACAAAUUCUAGAGUCACAUCUUAAUGUCAAUUCAUUUUGUUAAUAACUAUUACAAAACCCAAUGGCUGAUGACUUAGUAUUGAUAGAAAGCAAACAAAUGAUGUGUGUUCUUAAAGAAAAGGCAGACUGAUAAUGAAUGAGCCAAGAAGAUUCUUAUUUUGCUUACUAUCUUACAAAAUAAAAAUAAGCUCCAGCUAUGCGAAUGUAUCCAUCUAUUGUUUUGGUUUUUUAAGGCAUGUUUGCACAUGGAUUAUGAAUGCUACUGGACUGCAAUUUGGAAUGUUUUAUUUUUAUAUGAUUCUGAUGGAUACAUGUGAUAUGCCAAAACGAAAACUUUGACAUUCAUGCCUGAAACGUAACUUUUUGUUACAUGGUAUUAUAUUUAAGGCUCAAUUUGUGUUUAAAGUGUAUUUUUAAUGGCUGAAAUGUAAUUUAGCUGUUAGUGCUCUAACUGUAACAUUCCAAUGUCCUAUUAUUAUAGGCACUGAAUUCAGUAUCCAGUACAUUUAGUUUAUUACUUUUAAAAUGAAUGUAACUUGAACUGUUUAUUAUUUGUUUAUGAAUUGCUUCAGUACAAAUUGAUUUUUGGAAAAGUGCAUUGCAUUUGAGUAUCUGUUGUUCCAAAACCAGAUAAAAUGCAUAUGUGAAAAUUGCUUAGAUAUACUAUCACUUCAUUAAAAACUGAAGUGUGUGAUAUUUUAAAUGAGUGAGUUUACAUGUGAAUAAUUUAACAAUUUAAAUAUAAUAUAUAUACUGUUUUAAACGGACACUGUCUAUUUUUAUAUAUAUUUUACCUUCCUACCAUGUUUGAUAAAGUAUUUAUUUUUUUCUCAAUUUCGCAAAUUUCUUUUAUCCACUAUUUUUAAGUGGAGUUGAAAAAUUAACCUGCUUCUCUGUUUGCAGUUUACUUUAUAUGAAGAGAUGGUUUUAUGGAACCAUAACACAUUAUAUUUUGGGCUUCACUCAUGAAAAUAUCUAUGGCCUUUCUGACCUAAAAUACAUGUUGGGAGAAAGAAUUACUAUUUCCAUUGCAAACCACAAAUUUAAUAAGCACUAUUAGCCGAAAAUUAUGGAAGUAAAGGUCUUAUGUAAAUCAUCUCUCCUCCCAUGGCUUUUUACUUCAAAAGCAGCACAGCAGAUAGGGUUUAAUGAAGGCAAAACACAUUUAUUUAGAAAUGUUUACUGUGUAUGAUAGUUGCUUCUAAACUAACUGUCAGAAAUGAAGCUAUUUAACCCAGUCACUACUUUUCUUCAAUACUAGAAAAAAAAGAGGCAAAAAGUGGGCCUGAAAAAGAUAUUACUCAGUAAAGGCCACAAAAUAAACUUCAGAUCAUGGCCUCUUCUCUUUUCAGCUGGUGGCUGCUUUUGUCCUCAUGUUCAUUGUGGUCUAAAUAUUAUUUUGAAAAGUUGGCAGUUGAACUGUUGUGGGAGACAGAAAAUUCAAAAUGUCUGAAGAAGCAUAUUGUAGUUACCAAAGAAGCUUGGGUAUACAUUGAAUUGUCUGGGUGGCUUGUACCAGCUGUUGAAAAAGGAGGCUUGUGGACUCCUUGAUUCAAUAAUAGCCAAGAAGGCAUGUUUUAUACUUCUGUGUUUAAAAAAAAAAAAAAAAAA
Molecule: messenger RNA, 2367 nt
Organism: Pelodiscus sinensis (Chinese soft-shelled turtle)
Lineage: Eukaryota; Metazoa; Chordata; Testudines; Trionychidae
Source: RefSeq, a predicted model, not a curated record